Molecule: messenger RNA, 984 nt
Organism: Aureobasidium uvarum
Lineage: Eukaryota; Fungi; Ascomycota; Dothideomycetes; Dothideales; Saccotheciaceae
Source: the annotation of a GenBank genome assembly
AUGGACCACCACCCAAACUCGCCCAUCAGGCCCAAGAAUAUCCCAUCGCACUUGAUCAACGGAUCGUCUCCUCUUGUAAAUCACGAAAAGGCUCAAGAAAACCGGGACGCGCGCGAAAGAGAGAACGCUUUCAAGUCCAUCCAGUCCUCAAUGGGUCCCAAGAAGGAGCCCGUCGAUCUCGAAGGCAACUACUUCCAACCACAUGCCAGCGCACAACCACGCGACAAGCGUCCUGCAAAGCUCGCCAAUCUCGAAGAGGCCGAGGCCAGGGACCCGCGCGACGACUGGGCAUCCCAGCAGACUAGCAGAGCUAGCAGUCCCUACACUCUCGCUCCUACCAUUGACUUUGACGGUCUGAGCUGGCCCACCGCCGCCCGCCUCGAAAAGCUCUCUGGAGCAGUCCGUACGCUGCUCGAAUGUAUUGGAGAAGAUCCGGAAAGAGAGGGCCUCCAUGGCACACCUGAGCGUUAUGCAAAAGCCAUGAUGUUCUUUACCAAGGGCUAUGAGGAGAACCUGAGGGACAUUGUUAAUGGCGCCGUCUUCCACGAGGAUCAUGAUGAGCUCGUCAUCGUAAAGGACAUUGAGGUUUUCAGUCUUUGCGAGCAUCACCUGGUACCUUUUACUGGAAAGGUAAGUAUCCACGGCGACACACUCAGCGAAUGCUAUCUAACUUGUAUANNGAUGCACAUCGGCUACAUUCCCAAUGGUCGCGUUAUCGGCCUCUCCAAAUUGGCUCGUAUCGCCGAGAUGUUCUCUCGCAGACUACAGGUUCAGGAGCGUCUGACCAAACAAGUCGCCCUUGCCUUGUCCGAAGUCCUCCAACCUCAGGGUGUCGCAGUCGUCAUGGAAUCCAGCCAUCUGUGCAUGGUAAUGCGUGGUGUCCAAAAGACGACUGCCUCAACCACUACCAGCUGUAUGCUCGGUAGAAUGAGAUCGACUGCCAAAACGAGAGAAGAAUUCUUGAACUUGAUCAACAGAAGGUAG